AUGGCACCGCCCGUCACAGAGCUAUUCUCCCUCAAGGGCCAAAUUGCCCUCGUAACAGGCGGCACCCGCGGGAUUGGCCAAGCAAUGGCCGUUGCCCUCGCAGAAGCAGGAGCAGAAAUCAUUCUUGCACAACGCGAUGAGUCCGAUCAAAAAACUAAGGCCAUGAUUGAAGAAUGCGGCGGCAAUGCUUCCAUCUGCACUGCAAACUUCAGUUCCAAGUCGUCUGUGGCGGAACUGGCUCGCAAACUCACCGAGGACGGCCGUAGAAUCCAUAUUCUGGUUAACUGCGCCGGCAUCCAAAGACGCCACCCCGCGCACGAAUUCCCAGACGAAGAUUGGGAAGAGGUAUUGCAGGUCAACCUGACGAGCGUCUUCCAGCUAUGUCGCGGCAUCGGUGCGCACAUGCUCGCGCAACCCGCCGACUUGCCGCUGGGCCGCCGCGGUACCAUCAUCAACAUAGCGUCGCUCUUGACGUUCCAAGGCGGUAUCACGGUUCCCGCGUAUGCGGCGUCCAAGGGCGCAGUCGGCCAGCUUACCAAAGCACUUUCGAACGAAUGGGCGAGCAAGGGCAUCAGCGUAAAUGCUAUUGCGCCCGGGUACAUUGCGACGGAUAUGAAUGAGGCGUUGAUCAAGGAUGAGAAGAGGGCCGAGAGUAUCUUGAGCAGAAUUCCUGCGGGUAGGUGGGGAAGCCCAGAUGAUUUCAAGGGCGCUGUCGUGUUCUUGGCCAGUGCUGCGAGUGCCUAUGUCAGUGGCGAGAUACUUACUGUUGACGGAGGAUGGAUGGGGAGGUAG
Molecule: messenger RNA, 792 nt
Organism: Exserohilum turcica Et28A
Lineage: Eukaryota; Fungi; Ascomycota; Dothideomycetes; Pleosporales; Pleosporaceae
Exons: 2
Coding region: 1-792 (263 amino acids)
Molecular function (GO): oxidoreductase activity, acting on the CH-OH group of donors, NAD or NADP as acceptor
Source: RefSeq, a predicted model, not a curated record